GGAGGAGGACUGGUGGAUCGGUGGUGCCCAGUGGGUAGGCGAUUCGGAGAUGGCGGGGUCUUCGAUUGCGGCAAGUGAAAUGGCAGCGUAAAAGUCAUAAACUGCCCAAUUGCCGUACUCCAUGCCGAUGAGCAGCCAUCUGCGGUGCAUUGCUAGCACUCGAGCACCAAUAUUCGGCGAUUGGUAUGCACAGUGGGUGCUUUCCGACGACGGUGGCCACUCCACUGUGCCGCGAUGUCCGCUUUAUAAAUACAACAGCGACCAAGGAAGUUCAUUUCAUUUUCUUGGCGGCGAUCGCAGCAAUCGGAUUAAACGCGAAACGAUAUAACACACAUAUAGUAGUGCAUCAACAUCAUCAUCAUCCACAGAAACAAGAUGAAUCUUUUGACCACUGCAAGGAGCCUCCAUCUGCUGAUGGUCUUGGCCGUAAUCUUGAUUGCCUCCAGAGCCGAGGCGGGUUUACGUUUGCGGCCCACCAGUCGAUCGGCCACGCCCCCUGCCAGCACUACGCCCACCGUAACAGUGACCUCGGAGGAGGCGCCACCACAGGAAACCGUGGCGGAGAGUUCUUCCGUUGCCGCUGAAGUUACCGAACCGGAAACGGAAGUGGAGGUCACAACCGGAAAGCACAAACGCGGCAUUCUGCAUGGCCACGCCCACUUGCACGGCCAAUGGCCCGCCCGUACAUAUGCCGCCCACUACGGCUACAGCCUGCAGUUGCCCGGAGGCAGUGCCUUCCUGGCCGCCGCUCCUCCACAUCGCCACUUUGUCAAGUACGGCGGACAUGGAGCGGUGAAGCCGCUUACCCUGGUUUCCGGUUCCGGUUUGGUGCCCGCUCUUGCUCCGGCUCCCGGCGCCCUGCUGCCCGCUGUGGGAGCAGCCCUGCCCGCCGGAUUGCCCACUGGAUUGCCCACUGGAUUGCCCGUUGGAUUGCCCACUGGUCUGCCCGCCGGAGUGGCCAGCGCCAUUCCCGCCGGAGUGGCCACUGCCCUGAACACUGGCGUGGCCACCGCCUUGUCCACCGGCGUGGCCCCGCCCUCGUAUGUCCUGCGACCCGGCAACGCCCUUGUGUCCUCGUACAGCGUCAACUAUCCGCACCAGCACCUGCAGAAGCCAGUGGUCUUCCAGUCCGCCGUGAAGCCAGUGCACUUCCAUGCUCCCGCCCACGCCCAUGUGCACGCCGUGCAGCCAACUUAUGUGCAGGCUUUUGCUCCAACGGCUCCCGCUGUGCCCGUCCAGCCUGUUCAGGCCAUCCAGCCGAUCCAACCGGUGCAACAUCUUCAGCCGAUCCAUCCCAUUCACCCUGUAACCCAUCAUUACCAGCCCGUUCAGCCCCUGCAGCCAGUCACCCCUGUCCAACCAGUUCAACCCCUGCAGCCAGUUACUCCAGUGCAACCCGUACAGCCCAUUCAGCCCAUCCAGCCCGUCCAGCCCACUGUGGCUUUUGGGGUUCCGGCACCACCAGCCGUUGAUCUUCCCGUGAUCCCCCAGUUCCCUCAGCAGCCGCCGUUCCCCCAGUUCCCCACCUUUAGCUUCCAGCCUGCCCAGCCAGCGGUGCCCGCCCAACCCGCUGUGCCCGCCCAGCCGGCCACUCCGGCUGCUCCCGAAGCCCCGGAAGUGCCCCAGAUUCCGCAGAUUCCUCAGAUUCCGCAGAUUCCGCAGAUUCCUGCCAUUCCGCAAUUUCCUCAAUUUCCGGGAUUACCCCAGUUCCCCGGAUUCGCCCAGUUCCCACCGAUUCCCCAGUUCCCCCAGGCCCCGGCCAAUCCGUCGGUUCCAUCUGUGCCUGCAGUGCCAACGGUUCCGGCAGUUCCCACCUUCCCCAGUCCGCCCACCAGUCAGUUCUUCCCUUCUGCUCCCCAACCGCCGCUGCCCCAGCAACCACCCACUUUUGGCCAGCCGGAGCAACAGUUCCCCGGUGGAAUUGUACCGCUACCGGGAUCCACGCCCGUGCAGCCGGAAUCGGGAACGGGAAUAGCCUCGCCGCAGAUUCCCCAGUCGCCGGAGGCGGAGAAUCCCCCGGAGGUGGCACCCCAACGACCCCCCAGCCAGCAGCCAUGGAAGCCGGUCUUCUAUCAGCCACCCACCGAAUCCGCGCCAGCUUCGCCCAAUCGUCCUUCGAUCACUCUGCAGCCGCCCUACGGAAGUUCGCCAGCUGAAGGCUACCUGCCACCCGUGGGAUCGCAGCCUUCGGCCCUGAGUUCGAGCAGUGCCGGAAUCGGCAGCCAGGGCGGCAUCUUCGACCAGCUGAGCGACGCGGAACUGGAGCACAUCUUCGCCCAGGCCAACUUGGCGCAGCAGCAGCACCACCAGGCCCACAACUACCACCACUACUGAUUGUAACACUAACUUAGGGAUCUUGUUUAAAUUUUUUUUGUUUUUUU
Molecule: messenger RNA, 2381 nt
Organism: Drosophila suzukii
Lineage: Eukaryota; Metazoa; Arthropoda; Insecta; Diptera; Drosophilidae
Source: RefSeq, a predicted model, not a curated record